Molecule: messenger RNA, 4575 nt
Organism: Verticillium nonalfalfae
Lineage: Eukaryota; Fungi; Ascomycota; Sordariomycetes; Glomerellales; Plectosphaerellaceae
Gene: ANAPC1
Product: Anaphase-promoting complex subunit 1
Exons: 5
Coding region: 1-4575 (1524 amino acids)
Biological process (GO): anaphase-promoting complex-dependent catabolic process; metaphase/anaphase transition of mitotic cell cycle; protein K11-linked ubiquitination
Cellular component (GO): anaphase-promoting complex
Molecular function (GO): molecular adaptor activity
Source: RefSeq, a predicted model, not a curated record
AUGGCGUCGGUAAAGUCUCUGGGACUGCACCAACCGACCGCACUACAUCGUACAAUUGAGGAACUCGGUCUUCCGCAGAGCACCAACCUCUCUUCAUUGCAUUGGGAAAUAAACACCGACAAGCGCGAUACGCCCGCUGUGGAAGACGAACUUCUCGUAACCGAGACGUGUGUCGUAUGGAGCCGAGGUGGAAUAUUUCGAAAGUCUUAUAAAUUUGACCUCGAGAACGAACCCAUCACGCAGGCACUGCUGGCAUACUUCCCCGCAUAUGAUGAGCUACCGAAGCCCAAGAACAAGAAGAGGUCUUCAGUAUCACCGGAAACCUCCAAGAAGCCGUCCAAGGCUUUGAUCGUAUUUCUCAAAACCCAAGCCCACCUUCAUUUUGUCUCAGGGGCCAGCCAUGUCAUCCAUAUGCCUUUCGAGGUUGAGGCCGCCUGCGCUGCGCCGCAGGGCGUCAUCAUACAAAGGAAGCAUCACACUGAGAACAACAUACCGGUAUCACUCAAGUUCCCCAAGGUUCCUCCAAACUCGUUCGUUUCCUCCCAGAUCACAGCCCCAUCUCUACAGGGUUCACAGCAAACCACUUUUUCAAUAGAAGGCUUGGGAAACCCGAGAAGCCUACCUCUUAAGCUGGGUUCGACACUAGAAGAUAUGUGGGAGGUCCCCCUAGGGAAAUCACAGUCUAAGUGGCCGAGGCUGGUGACUCUGAUUGACCCACUACAAGAUAUCGGUCUCGUCGUUACAGAUCCUCAAUCAGCGCAACAGGCAGCAACAAGAAGAGGAACUUCCAAGUCGCCAUAUCUUCUAGACCCCGCCGAAGAGAUACUUUACAUCGAGGAAGUACAGCUUCCAAGCUUACUACAGCCGCCGAAAAACGACCCACUCAUCCUCGCCGUUACAGUCAAUAGAGAAGCAAAUACGUACACCUUAUGGAGGUUAUCGUACAACAAGAACGGCGAUGAUCCUGUCCAGAGGAGCAAGAAGAGCGAUAUCGCAGCAAAUAGACGCCGCAGCUCGAUGCAGCCACAGUUUGCCAGUGGGGCUUCUACACCGAUUCAGGUUAACUUCAGGGAAAGCUUUGGCGCGCCCUUGCCAGGGAAGCGGCAGAGGAAAAGCGAAAGACUUGAGAGGCUUGAGAGGACUGAAAAGUCGGACAAGCCACUUGAUCUUGUUAGCUCUCUGAAUGCGGAUAAAGACGGAGGCGCCACUCGAAGACAGUCACGCAGAGUCAGCUCCAUGUUAGCUCGUGCUGAUCUUUCCGCGUCACAAGAACGAUCCGCCUUUUCAGAACAGCAGCUGAUGCCAAAUCUCGGCAGCUCGAUCAGGGACUCUUUUGGCACCCAAGGUGGCCGCCACUCUCUCAACUACAACCAGACCAUCCACCCUAGCUUAGGUAGCUUACUCGAGGCUCCCAUCGACAAUGUUCUUGACGAGCUGCGAGCAGGAGGUGACUUUGAAGGCUUUCACAGCAUGGGUCUAGAUGAUCACGACUGUGACGGAUUAGCACAAGAAGUGGUGUUCACAAAGGUCCACACCAUUGAUAUUGACAGCUCCAACGUUCGUUACUCCGUAUCGAGUCAGCCUGCGCGGUACCAGAGCAGUGUCUUUAUUCUUUCGAGCCCCAAGCUCUCCGUUGAUGAUAAUCAGAGGAGCGAGCUCAUACUUGGCAUCCAAGAUGCAGUGGAUAAGAAGUUGCAACUUCUUACAAUCGACAUACACAAGGGUGGGCAAUUCCUCGUUCCACCCCGAUCAGCCCAACUUCCUGAAGUUCACUCGAACGCCCUUCGAGUUACCUGUGGCCAGCUACGACGAGCACAUCCCGUUGUUGAUGCUUGUAAAGUUGAGGACGGCGAUCUUUCGGCGAUACUCAUACUAUCCGAAGGCAAUGAUGGACGACGCGAGCUCAGUAUUCAGGCACCAUGGCUGGAGAAAACACCCAUUACUCUUCCUCGAUUGCUACUCGAGAACGAGCGCAGCCUACAAUACAUCGGUCGUGUCAUCGAUCGAGAUGUACGACAGCGAAGGUCUGAAGCACUGGAUACGGCGAAUGGCAUCAUCCGUGCUCUUCGAUACUCUCGCAUGGGUGGCAUUGUGGAUGUUGUGGACGCUGAGAGGCGUCAUCACCAAAUCCAGAUCCAGCUGCAACCCCGCAACCCUUUGGCUCGCAAGGUUCUUGAUGCAUGCCGCAGCGUUCUGCCCUCGUCUCAAUCCAAGAAAAUAUUACCAGGCUGGUGGCAAGCCAUGAUGUGGCUACAGGCAGAAGAUAUGCAGGUGGCGGAUACCGAAUGGUCGGCCCUCGUUAUUCAUAUCAUGUCCAUCUUCCUUGUCUUAGGAGGUGCUGAGGCAGUCGUCCCGGCUCCGCGGAGGCCGGUCAAGGGUCGCAGACGACCCCCUUCAGGCUCAUUUGGUUCCAUGAACAACAUCGAGGACUGGCGCUCUUUGCAGCUGCAUGAGACACCCAAUGCCCUUGGCUGCCCAAUAUGGCAGCAGAACCGAGGCUGGGACUGGACUGCGGACCAUGACGAUGAUCUAGACACCAAGGGCGACUUUGUUGAUUGCAAAUUUCUGCCAACGCACAUUCAGUAUACCAAAGCAUACCUCGCAUCAAGCAUCGAAGGGGAUUUACCAAGAACUGCAUAUGCGUUAUCAUCAGCAAUCCUUCAGAAUACAGAGGAUUCGCACAGUGCAGUCUGGGCCUUUUUCAUUGGAUUACACCUUCUACUCGAAGAACAAAAGCUGGACACCUCCACUCCAGAAUAUGCAACUCCUGGUAUUGCGGAGCUUCGCGUCUUGAUGGCGCAGAUUGCACGCUGGCUGAGGUGGCACGAAUUUGCCUCCUAUUACGAGAUGGGUCUUCAAGAGGAACUAGAAAAUCGAUAUGACAACGUUCUCGCUAUCGAGAUACCACCGCCGCAGUCUAUGGGCAAGUCCUAUGAUGUUAUCGAAUGGAUUAGCACCAACUUCACUGGCGGUGACAGGACAGAUUUCCUGACACUAGCUUUUGCACGUCAAAAAGGGGUACCAGACUCUAGUCGGCAAUCUCCGACGGAUACACGGUGGGGCUUGAUGACACCGAGAACCCAUAUGUUCAAGAGCUUUUUCUCCAAGCUUCGCGCGAGAAACGAUGCGGUUGGGAUUGUUGAGGCCAUGUAUAGCUCGGGAAUUGAUGUCCGCGUGUUGGAAACGCUACCGGAGGCCAUUUUGACGCCCCUACGUGACGCUAUAGCCAACUGCCAGGCACGACCUCCGUCCUCAUGGUCGAAGGACAUGCUGAAGCUGGUGAGUCGCAGCGAUAUCACACUAAUGUACGAACCUAGCAUGAAGCUCCGACAACGUCCGUUCAACAUUACUGCCCCCAUUCACAUCGCCUCCUGGGAUUUCCGGACCAUUUGCCAAACUCUUAAUGAGUUCAACUCUGCCGGCUAUGAUGAUGGCGAGGGUACUGAGAGACAAGCAGUCAUCAGAGCUUUGUUCAAGGAGGACAGACGCCUCAACGAGGCGCAGGACCUCCUGUUCACGCACAGACCACGUAUCGUCCGCCUAGACCUUGAGCCUGGUUGGACCGAAAGUCAAUAUCUCGAGAAGCAGAAAGAGCUGGUCUCGAGGGUUGCUACAGGCACGUUGGCAAUUCCAGCUGGUCGUGCCCUUCUUUACUAUGGUCUACGAUAUCCCUUGUUGACACAAAAGUUCCAUAUCGGAGGCUUCAACCUCAAUUGUAUCACGACUGGCAUCAUGGGCAUCGGUCUCCUCUAUUGCGGUAGUCAACAUCGGCGGAUGAGCGAGAUCAUGAUGUCCGAGAUCGAGCAUGUUGGUGAGGACGAAAGCCCUGAGCCACUGAGGAGUGAGUGUUACCGCCUCGCUGCUGGGUUUUCGCUUGGAUUCAUCAACCUUGGCAAAGGCAAAGACCUCAAGGGGCUCCAUGAUAUGAGACUUACUGAAAAGCUCAUCGGCAUUGCAACGGCGAACAAGAAGGUCGAGAUGGUGCAAAUUUUGGAUCGUGCUGCUGCAGGCGCAGUCAUGGCUCUCGCUCUUAUCUUCAUGAAGUCGGAGGACCACAUCGUGGCGCGUAAGAUCGAUGUGCCGGAAUCGGUCCUGCAAUUCGACUACAUUCGUCCAGAUAUCCUUCUCUUGCGUACUGUUGCAAAGAAUUUGAUUCUUUGGAGUCAGAUCGAGCCUUCAUUCGAGUGGAUCGCGCAAAGUUUACCCACGCCAUUCCGCUUCCGCCAUAGACUGACUGGCACUAUAAUCUUGAAGAGCACUGAUCUUCCUUUUUUCAGCAUCCUCGCAGGUCUUUGCUUCUCUCUAGCAUUGCGGUUCGCCGGAAGUGGCUCGCUGAAAGCUCGCGAUAUCCUCAUUCACUACCUCGAUCAGUUCAUGCGUGUCUCACGUAUUGUUUCUACGAAACGAGUUCCACAAUUUGAUCGGCCAAUUUACGAUGAGGAGCUUGCACGCUCAAACGCACCACCCCUUAUGGCUCGCAUCUGGCAGCACACCUUGCUAUCGGAGCACUGUUUCUUGGUUGUGGGACAACAACGUUCGGUACCAGCGAUCUUGCCGUCGGUUGUCUAUUGGUAG